GUUCGGCACGGCCGCACGUUAUGGGGCCACCGUAAAGCCCUUGUCUCUCAAGCCUCGGCCAUCACACUGCCCUCUCUCCCAUCGGACCACCAUGUCGCGCGCCGCUGAAGCUGCAAAGGCUGCCCUUGCCAGCAUUGACCUCUCUGGCUAUGACGCCGAACAAUCCAGGCUCAUGGAUGAGCGUUGUAUACUCGUGGACGAGCAGGAUCGCGCGCUCGGAGCAGCGGACAAGAAGACCUGUCAUCUAAUGGAGAACAUUAACAAGGGUCUUUUACACCGCGCAUUCUCCGCCUUCGUGUUCCGGCCGUCGGACGGGAAGCUCUUGCUCCAGCAGCGGGCGUCUGAGAAGAUUACAUUCCCGGAUAUGUGGACAAACACAUGCUGUUCACAUCCCCUGGACGACUUUCCCGAGGAGAAGGAGGAGAAGGACGCGCUCGGUGUGAAGGUGGCUGCUUCCCGCAAGCUGGAGCACGAGCUCGGUAUCCCGCGGAGCCAGACGCCUAUAGACCAGUUCCAGUAUCUCACUAGAAUACACUAUCUGGCGCCCUCAGAUGGAAAGUGGGGCGAACAUGAAGUCGACUAUAUCCUGUUUUUGACUGCAGACGUUGAUGUGACGCCCAACCUGAAUGAGAUCCGUGACUACAAGUAUGUCGACAAGGCUGAGCUGCAAGCCAUGUUCGACCAGCCAGGCAAUUCGUUCACCCCCUGGUUCAAACUGAUUGCGCGAGAUUUCCUGUUUGGUUGGUGGGACGAGCUGCUGAAGCGGAAGAACGAGAAGGGCGAGGUCGUUGCAAAGAGCCUCGCAGGUGUUGCCGACGGCUCCAAGGUUAUCAAGAUGAAUUAAUGCAUUCUCUAUGUUGAGAUAGACAUCCUAAUACUGGCAUCCGCUUUUUGUGUAGAAUGUAAAGUUAAUUAUCGGGGUCCCUGGUCACUGCUUGGGUGGGAAGUAUACAGAUAUAUUGUUCUAUGUUGCCCGGUGGAAGAUGAAUGCUACAUACUGUUAAUUGAUAUGAUACAGUUGACCAAAAA
This is a messenger RNA of Gloeophyllum trabeum ATCC 11539, 1029 nucleotides long. Its product is annotated as Isopentenyldiphosphate isomerase. Gene Ontology annotation, cellular component: cytoplasm. The record is from RefSeq and is a predicted model, not a curated record. The transcript has 4 exons. Gene Ontology annotation, biological process: isoprenoid biosynthetic process; isopentenyl diphosphate biosynthetic process. Lineage: Eukaryota; Fungi; Basidiomycota; Agaricomycetes; Gloeophyllales; Gloeophyllaceae. The coding region runs from base 92 to 844 and encodes 250 amino acids. Gene Ontology annotation, molecular function: isopentenyl-diphosphate delta-isomerase activity.